Corticium candelabrum is the source of this 1327-nucleotide messenger RNA. RefSeq lists its product as uncharacterized. Lineage: Eukaryota; Metazoa; Porifera; Homoscleromorpha; Homosclerophorida; Plakinidae. The coding region runs from base 1 to 1188 and encodes 395 amino acids. The record is from RefSeq and is a predicted model, not a curated record. The transcript has a single exon. Gene Ontology annotation, molecular function: D-cysteine desulfhydrase activity.
AUGUACGCGCACGUUAAUUUGUCGAGACUUUGUACUCGUGUGUCACUGCGAGCGUCGAUGGCAACUUUAUGUUGUUCCAACUACGGCAAUAUCGUUUCGUACAAGCCACCAGCAUGGUGUUCUAGCAUCUCAGAGAAGGCCCCCAAAUCAAGAUUGAUCUUGAGCCAAAUGAAGACUCCCAUCGUUCCAUGGAACGUCCCUGACUUACCAGACGGUUUCAAAUUGUAUAUAAAACGCGAUGACAUGACGGGAGGUACGCUGAUGGGGAACAAGGUAAGAAAAUUGGAAUUUCUCCUCGAGGAUGCAAAGCUGCAAGGAGCAGACGCUGUUAUUACAUGCGGUGGCAUUCAGUCAAACCAUUGCAGAGCUACAGCCAUCGCAGCUCGAGAGGUUGGAUUGAAAACGUACCUUUUACUUCGUUCAAAUUCCGAGGACCCGGAUGAAAGCAGAUUGGAAGGAAACUUGCUACUUGAUUUGUUGGUUGAUGCGACGGUUGUGCUCGUUCCUAAGAGAGCUGGUUAUGUUUCACAACUUAUGCCCAGAAUGCAGCAUGUCGUGGAUGAGUUGAAAGAGAAAAAGUUAAUGAAUGUGUAUCAGAUACCUCUAGGGGGGUCAAAUGGAGUCGGAACUUGGGGAUAUGUUGAGGCCUAUAGAGAAAUGAUGGAGCAAGAGGUUUUCUCUCAAAUUAGUGAUGUUGUGGUGCCUUGCGGAUCAGGAGGGACGAGCUGUGGAUUGGGGCUUGCGAGUUACUUGAGUGGAUCAACAGUUAGAGUACAUGGAGUGUCCGUGUGUGACGACCAAUUGUACUUCCACACACAUUGCAACGAGAUAUUGAAUGAAAUGGGCGUUACUGGCGUUCGUUCUGAGGAUAUUCUGGACGUUGUUGAUGGAUACAAAGGAAUCGGAUACGGAGAAUCGACCGACGAGGAACUACAGUUACUAACCAAUAUCGGACGAAAAACUGGCAUUCUUCUUGAUCCUACUUACACUCUGAAAGCCGUUCGAGGAAUGCUAAUAGAAAUGAAGACAAAUCCUAGUAGAUUUUCUGGCCGUAACGUCAUGUUUAUUCACACUGGAGGUCUGUAUGGUAUGUUGGAUGGACGUUUAGAUGACGUAAUGAGAAAACAGGUGACAGACAGCAGACAGAUUAUUUCUUACUUCAGUACUGAUAGACCACCACAUUUGUAGAUUAAUUAAUUAAAAAUUUUUAUGAACUACCACGACGUUGUGUUAGCUUAUAUGGCACCAACUAUCUCAUAUCAAACUAAUGGAAUUUUUCAGACUGUUGCAAGUUUCUAUCUUAUUCCCUGUCUUUGUUGAGUCAAUA